Molecule: messenger RNA, 789 nt
Organism: Diaporthe citri
Lineage: Eukaryota; Fungi; Ascomycota; Sordariomycetes; Diaporthales; Diaporthaceae
Exons: 1
Coding region: 1-789 (262 amino acids)
Source: RefSeq, a predicted model, not a curated record
AUGGCACCCAAGACCUCCUUCAUCAUCGUCCCAGGCUCAUUCGCGACCGCACCACUCUACGACAGUCUCGUCGCCGCCCUCCGGAACCAGGGCCACGAGGCGCGGGCGACUGAUCUCCCCUCAGCCAACGGCGGGUCCGUCCUGCCCGCGCCGACGGGCGAGGACGACGCCAAGCACAUCCGCAAGGCGGUACUCUCCACCCUCGACAGCGAGACGGGCCCCUCCGACGUGGCGUUGAUGCUCCACUCGUACAGCGGUGUGCCCGGCUCCUCAGCGCUAAAGGGCCUCAGCAGGGCCGACCGUUCAGCAGGAGGCAAGGCCACGGCGGUCGUCGGCGUGCUCUACCUCGCCGCGUUCGUGCUGCCCCUGGGCGAGUCGAACCGCAGCUGGCUGAGCGCCCGGGACGCCAUGCCCGAGCCGUUCAAGUCGGGCGUGCCGGGGGGCUACCUGCCGCCCAUCGACCCGUCUUUCGGGGCCUUCGUUUUUAACGACAUCAAGUCCGAGGAGUUGCGGGCAAAGUACCUCGCGCAGAUGACGCGGCACAGCUCGGACAGCUACGACGGCGUGGUUUCGUACGAGGCGUGGAAGGAGAUUCCCAGCGUGCUGGUUAUCCCGGAGAACGACGUGAUUGUGCCGACGCCGCUGCUAGAGGUCAUGUAUGAGCAGUCGGUGGCGGCUGGUGGUAAGGUCCGCAGGGUUUUCGUCGAGGGUGCGGGUCACUGCGUGAACGUCAGCCGGCCGGAUUUUGUGGCUGAGGAGCUCGUCAAGUUGGCUGCUGGGAGAGAGUGA